Molecule: messenger RNA, 2917 nt
Organism: Formica exsecta
Lineage: Eukaryota; Metazoa; Arthropoda; Insecta; Hymenoptera; Formicidae
Product: unconventional myosin-If-like
Exons: 11
Coding region: 312-2267 (651 amino acids)
Biological process (GO): vesicle transport along actin filament; actin filament organization
Cellular component (GO): microvillus; vesicle; cytoplasm
Molecular function (GO): microfilament motor activity; actin filament binding; ATP binding
Source: RefSeq, a predicted model, not a curated record
UUUCCGAGAACAUUAGAUGGACGCCGAUAGAGUACUUUAAUAACGCCAUCGUGGUAGAACUUCUCGAGGGUAAAAGGCCACCUGGUCUCUUCCUAGUACUGGAUGACGUUUGCGCGACGUUACACGGCGGUAGCACGGGCGCCGACGUCGACUUGAAGAAGAAACUGGCAGGAGCGGCCAAACAACACGGCCACUUUCAAGACAUCAGCGAUGGUUUCGCAAUCUUGCAUUAUGCCGGUGCGGUGUCCUACUCCGUCGACGGAUUUUGCGAUAAGAACCGGGACGUCCUCUUCUUAGAUCUGAUCGAGUUGAUGCAAACCAGCUCCAAUUCCUUGGUGCGUGAACUUUACCCGCGGGACACCGGUAAAACGAAGACUCUCAAGUCCAGACCAACCACCGCGGGCAGUAAAAUCAGAAAUCAAGCGAGUCGCUUGGUCGGUCAACUGAUGAAAUGCACGCCGCAUUACAUUCGAUGCAUCAAGCCGAAUGAGACGAAAAAGCCGCGCGACUGGGAUCAUCUCAGAGUCAAGCAUCAGGUGGAAUAUUUAGGUCUGAAGGAAAAUAUUCGAGUACGCAGGGCUGGCUUCGCCUAUAGACGAACGUUUGCCAAGUUUCUACACAGAUAUGCGAUUCUCACCAAAGAAACCCGGCCUCGUUGGCCCGGUGAAGAGAAACAGGGCGUAGAGUGGAUAUUGGGGAGUGUUCAUAUCGACAGAUCGCAAUAUCAGCUCGGCAGAUCGAAGCUAUUCAUCAAAGCGCCCGAAACCCUCUUCAUGCUGGAGGAAACUCGUGACCGGAAGUACAACAUGUAUGCGCGAGUUAUACAGAAAGCCUUCAAAAAGUACUUUGCCCGGAAGAGACAGCAACAACAGAAACAGGAAGCCGCUAAUUUACUCUUCGGUCAUAAGGAGCGGAGACGGGCGAGUCUGAAUAGAAAUUUCGUGGGUGAUUACAUUGGGCUGGAAGGCAAGUCGCAGACAAUGAGUCUGCUCGGAAGACGGGAAAAAGUGUUCUUUGCCGAGGUCGUGAAAAAAUAUGACAGAAGAUUCAAGAUGUGCAGGCGAGAUCUCAUCCUCACCGGGAAGUAUCUUUAUUUAAUCGGCCGGGAGCAAAUAAAGAAAGGUCCCGAAAAGGGUAAAUCUGUGCAAGUUAUUAAAAGAAAGCUUCCAUUUAAUCAGAUUAGCCAUGUGUCACUAAGCACGCUGCAAGAUAAUUUCAUAAUUAUUCAUACGAGGGAGGAUUAUGCCAGCUUAUUAGAAUCGGUAUUUAAGACGGAAUUUCUAUCUGUUCUCAGCAAAAAAUAUCUCGAGGACAUUGGUCAUCCUUUGAAUGUUAAAUUUAGCAAUGACUUGGAAUUUAAAGUGAAGAAGGAAGGUUGGAGUGGCGGUGGAACGAGGCAUGUAAAAUUCACGCAAACCGAUUACGGCGAUAAGGAGAUUUUAAAACCGUCCGGCAAAAUUCUCAACGUCAGUAUCGGUCCAGGAUUACCAAACACAACAAAGCCUAAUUCGGAUCGAUCGACAUUGUUUGUUCGUUCGCACAAUGAUAACAUGUCGAGAUCGAUUCGUUCAGCACCGAAGCUACGCGAUUUAACUUCAAUCACAGUUGGGAAUAAUCACGCGAUCACGACAGAUAGACCCCCUCUUCGUCCGGUAGCAGCCGUGAGAUCUAUGACUUCUACACAAGCGACUUUAAACGGUAGACCAAACAUUCCACCGAAUCGUCCGAACAUUCAACCUAUACAGCUUCAAAGGGAUAUGAGAAACGGAACAAACUAUCCCAACAAGCUACAGGACAAGCAGAUUGCUGUGAUGGGCAUGUUUAUCAAUCCCAAUACCGGACCACGUGGUUUGCUCAAAUUUCCUCCACCACCCACGGAACCACCGCCACCGCACGAACCUACAAGAUUCAAAUUACCCCCUCUCAACGGCGAACAUAACGCUUCUGGUCAUCACAAUAAAGGAAUGCAAACAUCCCAAGAAUGGAACAUCAAGCAAACUAACGACGCGCUGGACCGCGUAAGAAGAAAGGAGGAUAAUAUCGCGUAUGCGGUAGCUAAUAGAAAGAUGCCUCCCCAGAAACCUGCACCACCGAGUUUGCCAAAAGUCAAAGCCUUGUACGACUACGAGCCGCAAGAUCUCGACGAGUUAGGCCUCAGGGAAGGCGACAUCGUAGAAGUACUCAAAGAACAUGAGGGUGGUUGGUGGCAUGGAAGACUGAAAGGGAAGACUGGUCUUUUCCCUUCGAACUAUGUUGAAAAAAUAUGAACUACGUAACCGAUUUUUUACAUAGUUAUCGAAAAAUGCUAUUGAAUUAUACAAAAUAAAGGAAAAUAAUAAGCACGCGUCCCCUUCCCUCUGUUGUUUGCAAUUACCAUGAUAUACUUAUUGUACGAAACUUUAAUUAAAUAUUAACGAGGAAGAUCAUCAAUGCCAAAGUCGUCAAAGAAUUUGUAAUUGAAAGUGAGCGCAAUAAUUUUGCGAGUGUAUUGUUUGUUAUUUAAUUAAGAUCGUUACGCGAUAAGUUUAAUGGUAGAGAUUGCGAACCGAUAGUACAAUACCAUUAUUCUCGAAUAUAUUUUUUUUUCUGGAAAAAACUCAUCUCAUUAUAUAAUCGGAUGAGUUUAUAAUCGCCAAUAAACUUGAUCUGCGAUAAAGCAUCUCGUUAUGAAAUUUCAAAGAAACGUAAUAAGUCGAUAAGAUAUACUGUUAUUAUUGGUUAGUGUAUAGUAGAUUUGUAACUUUUCGUGUAAUGUACAGAUCGCAAUCGAUAUUUAUAUAGUCAACCAAGUGUGUCACGGUUAUCAAACCCGGAAGUGACAAAUAGUCAUUCAUAUCGCAUUAACAUGUAAUGAUGUGUGUACAUAGCGUCACUGCCAUCGCAAAAUAUCCGUUAAUAAAAUUGUAUCUCAAUUAUA